AUGUCAUCAGAAUUAGCAAAGCACCCUGAAACAAAACCACAAUGGUGGAAAGAGGCCACUUUCUAUCAGAUUUACCCGGCCUCCUUCAAGGAUUCGAAUAACGAUGGAUGGGGAGAUAUUAACGGUAUCAGAUCCAAACUUUCUUACUUGAAGAGUCUUGGCGUUACAGCAGUCUGGAUCUCUCCAUUCUACGACUCUCCUCAAAAGGAUAUGGGAUAUGAUAUUAGAGAUUAUGACAAGGUCUGGCCAACAUAUGGAACAAAUGACGAAAUUUUCCAGUUGAUCAACGAGGCUCACAAACUUGAUAUUAAGAUUGUGGUUGACUUGGUUAUCAAUCAUUGCUCAGACGAACACAAAUGGUUUGAAGAGUCCAGGGCAAGCCUCGACAAUCCUAAGAGAGAUUGGUUUUACUGGAGGAAGCCAAAGGGCUACACGAAGGAAGGCAAACCAAUCGCUCCAAAUAACUGGAGAUCAUGCUUUGGUGGAUCUGCAUGGCAAUAUGAUGAAAGAACCAAGGAGUUUUAUUUGCAUCUAUUUGCAGUUGGACAGCCAGACCUAAACUGGGAGAAUCCUGUUUGCAGGGCUGCCGUGUUUGAAGAUUCCAUGGGAUUCUGGUUAAGAAAUGGUGUUGAUGGCUUCAGAAUCGAUACCGCCUUUCUUUAUUCCAAGGAUACCACAUUCCCUGAUGCUCCUGUUACCAAUCCAAAGGAUGACUUCCAGGAUCCAGGCAACCUCGUUUCAAAUGGUCCUAGAAUUCACGAGUUCCAUAAGUUGAUGAACCACUUCAUGCUUUCUCAGAUUGAUGAUAAAAGAACGAUCAUGACCGUCGGAGAAGUUGGUCAUGCAGGUAAUGAUGCAAGGUUAUCGUAUACCAGUGCUAAAUCCCACGAAUUAUCCGAGAUCUUUACGUUUAAGCACACGGACAUUGGAACGUCGGAGAAAUUCAGAUAUAACUUGGCUCCAUUCACUUUGAAGGACUGGAAAUUGGCUGUCGCCGACUCUUUCCGCUGGAUUAAUGGUACCGAUUCAUGGUCGACCAUAUAUUUCGAAAACCACGAUCAGGCUAGGUCUGUUUCUAGAUUUACUGAUGAUUCGCCAGAGUCUCGUGUUCCUGCGGCUAAGAUGCUUGCUUCCCUUCAAAUCUGUAUGACAGGUACCAUGUAUGUCUAUCAGGGUCAGGAAUUGGGCUGCAUCAACCUGAAGAAUACCCCACUUAAGGAUUAUGAAGAUGUCGAAGUUAGAACAAACUAUAAGGUUAUUUCAGAAAAGUUUGGAAAAGACUCUCAAGAAGUCAAGGAAUUCGCGAAGGCUGUGGCCGUCAUGUCGAGAGAUCAUGCAAGAACUCCAUAUCCAUGGAGUUCUAAGGGACCAAAUGCUGGAUUUAAUGACUCUGCCAAGCCAUGGUUUAAGGUCAACGAGGCAUAUAAAGACGGUAUUAAUGAGGAGGAUGAAGAGAAAGAUCCAAAAUCUGUUCUUAAUUUCUGGAGAAAGGCUAUUAAAACUAGAAAGGAAAAUAAGAAUAUUCUGGUUUAUGGUUACAACUUUGAGUUCUAUGAGCUUGACAAUAACAAAAUCUUUGCUUUCACCAAGGAGUAUGAUGAUCAGAAGCUUUUUGCUAUUUUCAAUUUCACUAAAGAAGAUGUUUCCUUCCAGUUCCCAGAUUCCAAGAAAUACACUUUGUUCUUCGGUACGCAUGAUAAUGCCGAUGGCUCUGUCACAACCUUGAAACCAUGGGAAGGCCGCCUUUACCACGUUGAGUAA
Messenger RNA from Brettanomyces bruxellensis, 1761 nucleotides. RefSeq names its product Integral inner nuclear membrane protein ima1. Lineage: Eukaryota; Fungi; Ascomycota; Pichiomycetes; Pichiales; Pichiaceae. Gene Ontology annotation, biological process: oligosaccharide catabolic process. The transcript has a single exon. The coding region runs from base 1 to 1761 and encodes 586 amino acids. Gene Ontology annotation, molecular function: cation binding; alpha-amylase activity. The record is from RefSeq and is a predicted model, not a curated record.